Molecule: messenger RNA, 1894 nt
Organism: Fukomys damarensis (Damara mole-rat)
Lineage: Eukaryota; Metazoa; Chordata; Mammalia; Rodentia; Bathyergidae
Gene: Mif4gd
Product: MIF4G domain containing
Exons: 6
Coding region: 643-1392 (249 amino acids)
Biological process (GO): regulation of translational initiation
Cellular component (GO): cytosol
Molecular function (GO): RNA binding; translation activator activity; protein binding
Source: RefSeq, a predicted model, not a curated record
CCUCCCCCGCGGUGCGCUGCCUCCCAGCGGGCUCCGAAGCGAGCCUCGCGCGGCGGGAAAGGGCGCCCAGGGCUUGGGAAGGCUGCUGAGGUUGGAAGACCCCUAAGGUCGCUUGCUGUGGCCAGAGGAAGGGAACCGAGUCCCGAGAGGGAACUCCAGCGGGAACCACCCUUUCAGGGGAAGGGCCCAGCAUGCAGCCCAGGAACUGGGAGUCCCGAGCGCGCAGGGCCGGCUUUCUGUCCCUGGGAAGCCCAGUUUAACCAGUCGAAGCCGGCCGGCAAGAAGGAGUUCCUACUCCGAGCGGCGCCGGCGGCCGACCAGGCUCCGACACUCGCCCCGCAGGCCGGCCGCAGCCCGACUGAGGAGGAUUCUGGUGAAGGCUGGAGGAGAAGGUUGGAGAGAGGGGCUGGGACUCCUGCUGUCGUGGCCGCAGUUUAAAGCCGUCAGCCUGUCACUAGCCGGGAAUCUGGCUGAGCUAGCAGCUUCCGGGCAGGUUUGUAUAGGGAAGUCCACACCUCCAGCUCACUGUACCCUGCACCCAAAUCUACCUGACAGCGGCUGAGAACAACCUGCCUCCUGCUGGGACCCGAGGGUGCUGUUAUCAAUCCCAGCCGGGAGAAGAGCUGCUGGGGCUGGGUGGUCAUGGGGGAGGCUGGUAGAGAGGAGUAUAAAAUCCAGUCUUUUGAUGCAGAGACCCAGCAGCUGCUGAAAACAGCCCUCAAAGAUCCAGGCGCUGUGGAUUUGGAGAAAGUGGCCAAUGUGAUUGUGGACCAUUCUCUGCAGGACCGUGUAUUCAGCAAGGAAGCAGGACGCAUGUGCUACGCCAUCAUCCAGGCAGAGAGUAAGCAAGCAGGCCCAAGUGUCUUCCGGCGUGGACUCCUCAACCGGCUGCAGCACGAGUACCAGACCCGGGAGCAGCUGAGAGCACACUCCAUGCAGGGCUGGGUCUGCUUUGUCACCUUCAUCUGCAACAUCUUUGACUACCUGAGGGUGAACAACAUGCCCAUGCUGGCCCUGGUGAACCCAGUCUAUGACUGCCUCUUCCGGCUGGCCCAGCCAGACAGUCUACAUGAGGAGGAGGAGGUAGGAGGCCCAGCAGAAGGCUGUGGCGGUCAGCAGCCGGCCCCAGUUGAGUGGGAGGCCUUGGAGGGCAUCACUUUCCAGGUAGACUGCUUGGUGCUGCAGCUGCACCGGGUUGGGGAGCAGCUGGAGAAGAUGAACGGACAGCGCAUGGAUGAGCUAUUUGUUCUGAUCCGGGAUGGCUUCCUGCUCCCGACAGGCCUCAGCUCCCUGGCCCAGCUGCUGCUGCUAGAGAUUAUUGAGUUCCGGGCCGCCGGCUGGAAGACCACCCCUGCUGCCCACAAGUAUUACUACAGUGAGGUUUCUGACUAGCUCCAGCUUGGGACUUGCUCCCUGCAGCACUGACCUCUCCUUAGCCCUUCUUCCAAGCUGGCAGGGAAGUCUGCCUCUCCCAGAGGCUUUGCCGUGCUAGUUGCACAGCAACUUCACCUUCCUAGUUGCACUGUGGUCCUGCUGUUUCCUUUCCCCACCCAGGCGUUGGGGAAAUACCAAAGACUUGUUCCCCAGGCUCAAGUCUGACCCCUUUCCCCCGAAAGUCCUAUCAGCCUUCUACCAUGUCCCACCAGGACCAUGCAGAGCAGGGCAAUGCCUGCUGACCACUGCACUGUAUAACCACUGCUGGACCAGGACCUUGCCUCAGUAGCCCAUCUAUAAAAUGGGUAACCAUAGCCAUGGGUUGCCUCACGAUGCUUCAAGAUGUCAAGGAGCAAAGGGAGUGCACUUUACCCCAGAAACUGCCUAUUCUACAUUUUUUUUCUUUUUUUUGAGACGGUCUCACUAGUUGAGACUGACCUGGAACUCACUAUGUAGCCCA